AUGGAAACGAGGCCCAGCAACGGUCUUAGCAGCCGAAAGGAGUCGUGUGAAACUCACCCGCAGGGAUUACUGGUGUUCACCGGCUCUUCAGAUCGCGAUGCCAACUUGGCCAAGCAGUUCUGGAUCGGGGCAUCAAUGUAUCCCCCUAACGAAUCUCAGCUGGUACUGUCCAGAGGUAGCAGUCAGCGUCUGCGGGUGGCGCGGCCCUCGAGGGGCAGUGUGCUUGAGAGAAGAGAUGUCACUGCUGAAACCCUAAAGAUUCAGGAAUCUGAGGAGAAAAAAAAGUAUCUCCAAAAGGCUAAAAAGAGAGAUGAGAUUAUCCAACUCUUAAGAAAACAAAGAGAAGAAAGGAUCUCGAAAGAACUGGUUUCCCUUCCUUAUAAACCAAAAGCCAAAGUACACAAAGCAAAGAAAGUGAUUUCAGAGUCAGAUAAAGAAGACCAGGAAGAAGUCAAAGCCUUGGACUAAUUUGAUUGACACAUGGGAGAGGAUGGCUCACUUAGAUCUUCACUUUUGAAACAACCUGCUCUUACAUCAGGAUCAUUGGAAUCAGUUAAAUUAGACAAAGAAAUAAAAGUUAAAUAUGUAGCACUUCUAGGAAUUUUACCAG
Orcinus orca (killer whale) is the source of this 610-nucleotide messenger RNA. It is a transcript of the gene HOATZ, whose product is annotated as HOATZ cilia and flagella associated protein. The transcript has 5 exons. Bases 1 to 468 code for a protein of 155 amino acids. Gene Ontology annotation, biological process: cilium assembly. Lineage: Eukaryota; Metazoa; Chordata; Mammalia; Artiodactyla; Delphinidae. The record is from RefSeq and is a predicted model, not a curated record.